Molecule: messenger RNA, 1173 nt
Organism: Adineta ricciae
Lineage: Eukaryota; Metazoa; Rotifera; Eurotatoria; Adinetida; Adinetidae
Source: the annotation of a GenBank genome assembly
AUGUACGCUGAUGUUUUUUCUUUACUACAACGAAGAGAAACAGAACGAUUCUGUUUAUAUCCGAGCUCUAUCGUACAAAGUUUCUCUGACAGCCUUCACUAUGAUUAUUUAUUUCUUACUCCGCCUGUAUGCAACCCAGUCGACGCACGUAUAUCACAAAAGCGUGAUUUAACAAAGUCACAGGAUAUGAACAGAUGUGUUAAGCGGAACAAUGCAUUCAUUUACUCAGCUCUUCGUUCAUCCGAAUUGCAUAUCCAUUCCGGUGGUCGUGCACUGAGUGCUCUUCAACGUCUUUUAAACUUUUUUGAAUCCAAUCCAAAGAACUUAAACGUUGACGGUCUGUAUGGGUUACGCAUCGCUCAAGGUCAACUUCAAGCUCUAGAACAAAUGUUCAAAUCAGCCGAAAGUAAACGAACGCAUCUGACCGAUCACAAUCGAAUCGUUUCAAUGCUAUUGACGCAAACGGAACGCAUUGCUAAUAUAAGUUUAGAUGCACUUGUAUCUGAACAAACAUCGUAUCUGAACCAAUUCUUUCUGGUCGCUUCGAAACCAUUCGUAAUCGAAUAUGAAAGUCGACGAAUUGAUAGAAAUUUUAUCGUGCCAAAUCAACGGAGUUCACGAUUCGAUGAGGAUGAUUCGGACCAAUGUUUUGUUCAAUUAUUUGAAUCCAGUCGUCGCGCCGAUGUACAAAAAUGCACGAUCAGUGAAUCAUGUUGGUCAAUGCUAACAGAUCAAAUUGGCAAAGAUUAUCGGUUAACUCAUCAACUUCUCUGGUUUCUAAUUGCAAAAAACAUCGGUUGCAUCAAUCAAAAGUCUGCCGCUCAACAUUUAAAUCGUUUAGAAGAUCUCUUCUGUACCAACAUAUACGAAGAUGCGAAGCUGAACUUUGUCAAUCACAUCAACCAAGAUCUCUUUCUCGAACAACUAUUACUUUGUUCCAUGAUUGGUUAUCAAGAUUUUCUCCGUUCAGACUGGUUUCAUGAAAUUCUGACUUGGCAACAUCCGGAAUACGAUUGUUUCAGUGAAGAAUCGGAACAAAUGGGAUAUCGUUCAAGAAACAGACGGCAUUUAUUGGUUGAACAGGAAAUGGAUCAUGGAUGCUUAGCUCACAAGAGUGGAUUAGCAGCUGGCUUAUUAGCUACUUAUUCGCGAGUUUUUCUACAAGAAUAUUGA